AUGGGGCAACGUCGAGGCCGUUCACAUUCUCAGGAAAAUCAAGUAAGGGAUUCCCUCUCCCCAGAAGAGGGACGACCCCGGAAUGCUGCCAUGGACGCCAUUAGCUGCGCUCUGCGAAAAGCAGCUCGAUCACCAUUUUCAAGCAAAAUUAAGAGAGCCGAAAUGCCAGACAGGUUUGCCCGCCCACCGUUUAACUGCUAUGACGGGAAGACUGAUCCGGUAGAACACAUUAGCCAUUAUAUUCAGAUGAUGUCUUUGCAUACUCAUAACGAUGCGCUCAUGUGCAAGGUAUUUCCCUCAAGUUUGGGACCGACUGCAUUGAGAUGGUUCAAUGGGUUACGAAAAGGAUCCAUAAGAAGUUUCUCCGAGCUGAUUCAAGAGUUCAGAGUCCAGUUUGUGACGUGCAACCGAGUACCUCAACCAGUUGAUGCACUCCUGUCAAUGAAAAUGAGGGCAGGAGAGACCCUCUGUAGUUACGCCAGCCGGUAUUGGGAGCUAUACAACGAGAUCAGCAGGGAUAAUGAAAGGGUGGCGGCAAGCACAUUUAGAAUGGGGUUGCCCGAGGAUUCAGGGCUAAGAGAGUCAUUAACCAAAAAGUCACCCAAAAGCGUACGGCAGCUUAUGAGACGCAUCGAGGAAUACAAACGAUUAGAAGACGACCAGUUACAGAGCAAGGGCAAAGCGCCAAUAAUGACUCGUCCCCGGCAGGCAGGUUUCCCGUUUAGGCUGUGUGGGGGUCCGGCGAUUCAAGAACCGGUCACACAAAUGGGAGAAGUAAACCUGACGUUUAAGGAACCGGUAUACAGGAUUCUUGACCGGAUCAAACAUGAGCCGUAUUUUCGGUGGCCAAACAAGAUGGGCAGGGAUCCAUCCAGAAGGAAUUAA
Messenger RNA from Quercus robur (English oak), 885 nucleotides. RefSeq lists its product as uncharacterized. The record is from RefSeq and is a predicted model, not a curated record. Lineage: Eukaryota; Viridiplantae; Streptophyta; Magnoliopsida; Fagales; Fagaceae. The transcript has a single exon. Bases 1 to 885 code for a protein of 294 amino acids.